AAGGGUUCAUCUUCCGAGGAUAGCUCUGAUGAUGUUCCGGCGUCUAAAAAUUCCAUGGCCUCAAAAACGUUUGGAAACAAUUUGUCAGGAACUAAUAAUAAGAAUCGAAAAUCCUCUUCUUCUGAAGACAGUUCUGAUGAUGAGGAUAUUCCAGUCAAGGAUACGAAGACUAUUAUGAAGGCACAAGCCAAAACUCUUUCGUUAAAGAAUAAUGAUUUAUCUUUCGAGGAAAGUUCUGGUGAAGUUUUAGCGUCUAAAAAUACUAUGUCCAAUGGUACUUCAAAGUCUGCUGUGAACAAUUCGUCUAGAACUACGAAUUCCUCUUUUACUUCAAAUUCUUGGGGUGCUAAAGCUGCAAAAGAUUUCAAAAAUUUGAGCGGUAAGAAUUUUCGACAUGAGAAGACGAAAAAGAAACGUGGAAGCUAUUCUGGUGGUAAGAUUGACACUUCGAUUAAUUCUAUUAAAUUUGAUGAUUGA
Messenger RNA from Meloidogyne enterolobii, 477 nucleotides. Lineage: Eukaryota; Metazoa; Nematoda; Chromadorea; Rhabditida; Meloidogynidae. The record is from the annotation of a GenBank genome assembly.